Messenger RNA from Penicillium olsonii, 417 nucleotides. NCBI's taxonomy places the organism in Eukaryota, Fungi, Ascomycota, Eurotiomycetes, Eurotiales, Aspergillaceae. The record is from the annotation of a GenBank genome assembly.
AUGACCGAAGAGAAGCGCUUUGCGCCCAAGGUGGCCGUCCAGCUCGAUCCUCCCAAGGACGAUCUCAUCUCCCCCGAGGAGCUGGCCAAAUGCGAUGGCUCCGACCCCAGCCGUCCAACUCUCGUCGCCAUCAAGGGUGUCGUGUUCGAUGUGACCCGUAAUGCAGCCUAUGGAGCGCAGGGUCAAUACCGAGGUAAGGAUGGUGGAGCAAUGUGCCGAAACCAGCUAACGCAAGCAGUCUUCGCCGGCAAGGAUGCCUCGCGGGCUCUCGCGUGCUCCUCACUGAAGCCCGAAAACUGCGUACCGGAAUGGUACGAUCUCGAGGAGAAGGAGAAGACAACGUUAAAUGAGUGGUUCACCUUCUUCAGCAAGCGGUAUAACAUCGUCGGCAAGGUCGAGGGGGCGACGAAUACUUGA